AUGGGUCUUUUGACUUUGGUAGAAGAUCGACCUACGCCAGCAUGUGUCUACAAUGCCCGCGUAUACUUCUGCGCGACUGUAGCCGCGUUUUGUGCAGUGAUGAUUGGAUAUGACUCCGCAUUCAUCGGCGGAACAAUCGCUCUUUCAUCUUUCAAGAGCGAAUUCAAUUGGUCACAAUAUUCAGCCGAUGAAGCUCUCCUUAUCUCCGAAAACAUCGUCUCACUCUAUCAAGCUGGUGCUUUCUUCGGAGCUCUCUUCGCUUAUGCAGCUGGUCACUAUUUGGGUCGUAAAAUGGGUCUUCAAGUGUUCUCCGGUAUCUUCGUUGUUGGCGCUGGAAUGAUGUUGGGCGCCAAUGGCGAUAGAGGUCUUGGAUUAAUUUACGGUGGUAGAGUUUUGGCUGGUAUUGGUGUUGGUGGUGCCUCCAAUUUGACCCCUAUCUAUAUUUCUGAGCUUUCUCCUCCUGCUAUUAGAGGACGCUUGGUCGGGCUGUAUGAGAUGGGAUGGCAAGUUGGUGGUGUUGUUGGCUUCUGGAUCAACUAUGGAGUCUCAACUACUAUGCCCGCAAAUCACAGACAGUGGAUUAUUCCAUUCGCCGUUCAAUUGAUCCCUGCCGGUCUCAUGUUCGGCGGACUAUUCAUGAUCAAAGAAUCCCCAAGAUGGCUCAUGAGCCGUGGUGAUCGAGCAACCGCCCUCAAGAACCUCUGCUGGAUCAGAAAACUUCCUUCAGAUGAUAUUUACAUGCUCGAGGAAGUAUCCAGUAUUGACGCUGCUCUCGAACAACAACAGGCGACUGUUGGACUCGGCUUCUGGCAACCUUUCAGAGCUCUUGGUAACGACCGCAAAGUCAUGUAUCGUUUUGCUCUCGGCUGCUCUCUCUUCUUCUGGCAAAACACAUCUGGUAUCAACGCCAUCAACUACUACUCUCCUACUGUCUUCAAGGAGAUCGGUGUCGUCGGUACAAAUGCCUCGCUUCUCACCACAGGUAUUUUUGGUGUCAUCAAGGCAGCUGUUACACUCGUUUGGCUUUUCUUCCUCAUCGACAACUUUGGCCGUAGAAAUCUCCUCAUGUAUGGUGCCUUUGCAGGAGCCAUCUGUUUGUACUACGUCGGCGCCUAUAUCGCCGUUGCAAAUCCCUCUGCCAACCCCUCUACCACUCUUUCCGCAGGUGGCAAAUCCGCCAUGGCAUUCUUUUACCUCUGGACCGCUUCCUACACUCCCUCGUGGAACGCAUUCGCAGCCGCUAGCAAUUGGUUCUUCAACUUCCUGGUUGCUCGUUUCACAGCGCAAAUGUUCAAAGCUAUGGGAUGGGGUGUUUUCAUCUUCUUUGCUUCUUUAAUGAUGUGCAGUAUUGUAUUCGUCUUCUUCUUGGUCCCUGAAACUAAGGGUAUCCCAUUGGAGAGUAUGGAUAGACUUUUCAGCUCCGAAUUGAAGGCCAAAGAUGCCCAUGGUAUUGUAUUGAGAGAAUUGAAGGAAGACGAAGAGGCGUUCAGAAGAAACGUAGAAGGAAGUGGAAUUGGCUUGGACAAGGAAGGAAACGAGAAGAGUGCUCAUGUCGAAGUGGUCUAA
Molecule: messenger RNA, 1566 nt
Organism: Botrytis fragariae
Lineage: Eukaryota; Fungi; Ascomycota; Leotiomycetes; Helotiales; Sclerotiniaceae
Product: putative mfs quinate transporter protein
Exons: 5
Coding region: 1-1566 (521 amino acids)
Biological process (GO): carbohydrate transport; transmembrane transport
Cellular component (GO): membrane
Molecular function (GO): carbohydrate:proton symporter activity
Source: RefSeq, a predicted model, not a curated record